This is a messenger RNA of Ectocarpus sp. CCAP 1310/34, 813 nucleotides long. NCBI's taxonomy places the organism in Eukaryota, Phaeophyceae, Ectocarpales, Ectocarpaceae. The record is from the annotation of a GenBank genome assembly.
AUGGUUGCUAGGUAUCAGACCCAAACAACGGCACAGCUGAAAGGCCAAUUUCCGGGAUCAGCAAUCUGGUCGGCACACCUGUACAAGGACAACGAUGUGCAGGUCGACGAUGGGUCAUGGGGUGCUCGCGUUUCUGGGGGCAACUUUCGCCCCGACGAGGCGGCAUUGAUCGCGCAGUACAAGGUGUAUUUCGGGUGCGGAGGGGAUGAGCAGUGCAGCGACAUUCGGUGCCGCUUCUGCUGGGAUGAGGAGGACACCUUGGACAGUAGCCUGCUAGAAUGCUCGAGGCACGUGCGCGUUGCGCAGGUAGUGAGCUGUGGCCAGGGGCGGCUGAAGGGUGGCGACGUCAAGGCAGCCACACGGCCUGGGCCGCCUGACGACUGGGCGUUGGGGCAGGGGCAGGGAGACGAUGUCGAGAUAUUCAAUAACCACCGCCGACGGGCGACCAUGGACCGCCACCAGCAGACCAAAUCACCCUCAGCAAGAUCAUCUACUUCUUCUUCCGUCACAAAGGAAACAAGAACUCCUUGAGCGGUGAGCCACCACCAUUUACGUGGUGGGUACUCGCUUACGACUACGUCGGGGUCGGCCAUGGUAACGAGCGGGUGCCCGAUUCCAUCACCGGGCAUCCGACGCCGUCCUAAGGUUUACCCUGUACACGCCAUCAGACGCCAGGUACAUAUGUACCACCAAUGCCCGCAAGGCCAAGAUGGAGCAGAGGGGUCGCGGCUUUGCAGGGAAACGCAGGGGGCGGGCAGAGACCGUGUCUGGCGGCACAAGUUCCGGCUCGCAUUACCGGGGUCCAGCAAGGGC